AUGACAACCUUCGGAGACUCCUCAUCCUCUCGGCAUCUCCAGCCACUCGACCUCCACGUCCCCCACGGCUGGUGGCCUCCAUGGUCCCGGUGGCCCGUGCCUAGCAGCCCCGCGACCGGCGGCCUUGACAGCCCUGGUGGCCCCUGCCCGGUAGCCCCUCGACCGGCGGCCUUGAUGGCCCUGGUGGCCCGUGCCUGGCAGCACCACAACCGGGGUCCCCGUGCCUGGUGGCACGUCUCUCGAUUCAGAAAGCUUGCAUGGCGGCACCCCUGGGCAACCCCGGCAGCCCAGCGCAGCAUCCUUCGAACCCGCCACUGCAUCCUGAACCAUCGACGUUGUGAUCGCGGAACUUGGCUCCACGGAAGGAGCAGACAACGGCAGCAAAGCAUCGGUGCGGCGAGGGAUGGAGCUGAGGAAGCGAGUUCCAAGUACGAGACGCCUAUGGAAGUGUUCAACACAUCAAAAAAGCUCAAGGAGUUAGAGAAUGAGACUAUCCCAAAGCUGAAGCAGACGCUUGGUGUCGUGGAGGAGCAGACGGUGCUCAGAGCAGCCGAAUACAAAGGGUCUCAAAACAAUCUGAAGAUACUGGACAGCAUGAAGAAGGAUCUCAAGUCUGCCUUGUAUGAAGCCGAAGACAUCCUAGAUCUUCUCGAUUAUCGCCGGAUCGAGAAGGAUCUCCAUCUUGGGGAUGAUGACAGCCGCUGGGUGGAGAACCAACUCGGUGCUGCUUGCACCUGGAUUGCCCGCUGCAAGGAGAGUUCCUUUGGGCGAUGGAUACAUGUCACCCUCGCAGCGGUAAUGAAGAGGGCACAAAGCAUGACCCGGCAGGGGCAGUUCCUGAUUCAAGGGUGGCGGCACUCGAGGCAGAACUUUGACCUAUUUUGCAUGUGUAGAGACAUAAAGAUCGCGGGUGCUGCAGUACUGCAGUGUGCACAGAGCUGGUACCAACAGCUGGGGCAACUAUUCAGAUGCAUUAUACUACGCAGAUCCGGUGCACUUCUUCCAGUUUCUCGUCUAGCGCCGCAACCCCCAUGUCUUGAGUCCAGAGGCUCUGUGUUUGUUCCAGUGGAACCAACACGUAGGCCAGCAGAGGAGCUGGUGGAUGACGAAGAAAUAGUGGAGGAGACACAAGUGGUGGAAGGAGAGGCAGCGGAGGGGAUACAAGAUGGAGAAGAUGGAGCAAUGUCUGAGAAGAUAGAAGAAGAAAGUUCUGAAGGAGGAGAAGUGGGAGAGACAUCGUCUGAGGAAGAGAUAGAAGAAGAUGAUGUGGAAAGAAAAGAGGGAGAGCCAACUUCUUUGUCAAUUUUCCAGUACUGUGCUCGACCUAUGCUGACAUUGUUUGCAAAGCUAUGUUUUUAUCGAGAUUGGUCAUAUGGAAUUUUUGGAAUCAAAAGUGACAAGGAGGAUGGCAGUGCAGCAGAAUUAGUGCCCAUUACUGAAAGAAUAAGUCUGAGGAAUCGAAUAAAACACAUAGAAGAUAUUCUCUCUGCCUUGAAGAAAUCAGAUAUGUUGAAUGAUACGAAUAGUAGCAGUGGCACCACCACGGAUGCAGACAACGAAAGAAGCAGCUUCACUGUCAAGAACACUGCCAAAGAAAGCAGCAGCAACAAGAAAAAAAUUGACAAGUUGUACAUAAAUAUUGAUAAGAUAGUGUUCGGUCGAGACAAGGACCGUGCCCAUAUAUGUAGGAUGCUUCGUGUAGGACAACAUACCUAUGCAGCAAGCUCCAGCACCAGUAAACCUUACUCUGUGAUUGGCAUAUAUGGCAUUACAGGUUCUGGGAAGAGUACCCUGGCACAAUAUGUUUGUGACUAUGAGAAGAAGGCAGGACAUUUCGACCCUGUCAUGUUCAUUCAUGUGGGGAAGACAUUCAGCAUGGAUCUUAUAUUUCGUGAUAUGCUUGAGCAGAUCACGAAGAGCCAGCCCUCUAAAGACAAUGAUCUUGAAAGUCUAAAAGCAAAGUUGAAAAAAGAGCUGAAAGACAAAUGCUUCUUGUUAGUACUGGAUGAUGUCUGGGUCAACAGUGACAAUAUGAAGGAACGUCGGAUUCUACUUGAUGUGCUUCUUGUUGGGCAGAGUGGAAGCCGAAUCCUGGUGACAGCUCAAAAAAGAGAUGCAGCUGCAGCUUUAGGUGCUCAGGAGAAAAUGCAAAUCCCAAUACCUGAUUUAGAGGAGGAGCAGUACCUCUCAAUGUUCAUGCACUAUGCCCUAGAAGACAGUCAAGUCACAUGGAAUGAUUAUGAAAGAUAUAAAGCCAUCGGGAAAAAAAUUACAAAAAAGCUUCGUAGAUCACCCAUUGCAGCAAUAACAGUGGCAGCACGGCUUAAGAGCGAAAGCAGAAUUGAUUUCUGGGAAAGAACAUCAAACCUUGAUGUGUUGGAUGAAACAAUGGGAGCUCUUUGGUGGAGCUAUCAGCAGCUUGGUGUUGACAUCAGGCGAUGCUUUACAUACUGCAGCAUUUUCCCCAAAGCAUAUAUAUUAGGACGGGAUGAGAUUGUUGACCUGUGGAUAGCACAAGGGUUUGUAAACACCAGGAGUAACGGAACAGAGGAACUGGAAGAUAUAGGACAGAGCUACUUUGAUGACUUACAGACAUUCUCAUUUCUGCAAGUACGACGAAGAACCAUUUUGGGCGAGGCAGUGGAUUUCACAAUUCAUGACCUGCUACAUGAGUUGGCAGAGAGGGUUUCUGGUAGUGAGUUCUAUAGAAUUGUUUCGAAUGGCUCACCAAAAGAAAUCCCGCGAGGGGUUCAUCAUCUCUUCAUUGAGACCAACAAUGCACCAGAGAUUGUUGAGAAAAUUUUGGACAUGGGAAAUUUGCGCACCCUUAUCAUUCAGGAGCCUAGGCUCACCAUGGGAAAAUAUCAUGACUUGGUAAAAGUCACGGAUCGUUUAUUCAUGAGUCUGAGGAAACUGCGGGUGCUGAUUGUUAGGCUACAGUAUUGGAGAAAAGAGUUGUCAGUCCCAGUAUCUAUUUAUCAGAUGAAGCAUCUACGUUAUCUCCGUCUUGCUUUCUUUGUUCGCCAUCUGAUUUUACCAAGCACAUUUAGCAAGCUUUACCAUAUCCAGACCAUAGAUAUUCCUUGCUCCAGAGCAUCCUAUCCUGAAAAUAUGGCUAAUCUAAACUAUUUGCGGCACAUCUCACCUUUACUUUCUUUCCCCAACAUUGGAAGGCUGACGUCACUCCACACAAUGGGAAGCUUCUUAGUGAAGGAGGCACAAGGAUAUGAGUUGAAGCAGCUGAUGCAUCUGAACAAACUUCGAGGCUCUCUAAUUAUACGGGGCCUUGAGGUUGUCGGAAGCAAAGAGGAAGCUCUUGAAGCCCACCUAUGCAACAAGAAGCGACUCAGAGAACUGGAUCUGAGGUUCAACUUGGGUAAGAGUUUUGGUCCAGACGUGGAAGCAGAGGUACUUGAGGGCCUUUGUCCCCCAAAGGAUCUUCAAGAGCUCACAAUCUGGUUCUACAACGGUUCAAGGUAUCCUAGCUGGGUGUUGAGUGGCCACCAUCCAGAUGCCCCAAAGCACCUGCACAAACUUGAACUCUGCAAUUGCAGCCAGCGGGCAGCUAUUCCUGAAGAUAGUGAACUCUUCAUUGGUCUGCGUGAGCUUCGCAUUAACUCUUGUGACUGGGACCGGUUGCCGGAAAAUAUGGAGUGCCUCGUGUCGCUCCAGUCACUGUGGAUUUGGAACUGCGAUAAGAUAGAGCUUCUUCCGACGCUGCCCCACCAGGCUCUUAAGACGAUUGAGAUCCGAUGGUGCCCCGUGCUCAGUAGAACCUGCAAAGAAGAGGGACACCCAAAUUGGGAUAUGAUCCAGCACAUUCCUGAGCAACGCAUUUGUUAA
Miscanthus lutarioriparius is the source of this 3843-nucleotide messenger RNA. NCBI's taxonomy places the organism in Eukaryota, Viridiplantae, Streptophyta, Magnoliopsida, Poales, Poaceae. The record is from the annotation of a GenBank genome assembly.